ACCAUUGAAUAUGGAACCACAUUUUCAUUCUGUUGGUCCGGGGGAAGUAAAUUGCUGCUGUACCACUACAGCCACAUUGAGGUCAAAUUAUUCAAAUGAUGUUUAAAAAUGUCUAGUUUUUCGAGAUCAGCCCAGCAAUGGGCGAGCUUCGCAAGAUCCUGGCUCCUGAUAGACGCUCGGAUGCAGCCUCCAGGAAAGAUCGCCUCUGUGUGCUCCGUGCGGCUUCAGGGGAAACAUAAACCCAUUUACCAUCCACUGAGUGAUAUUGGAGAUCAUGUGGUGGUCAUGAACACCAGACACAUCGCCUUCUCUGGAAAUAAAUGGGAACAGAAAGUGUAUUCGUCUCACACUGGCUACCCUGGAUCAUUCAAACAGCUCACCGCAGCCCAAAUGCACAAGAAGGACCCAACAGCCAUCAUUAAACUGGCUGUGUACGGGAUGCUUCCAAAAAACCUCACCAGAAGGACCAUGAUGCAACGGCUUCACCUCUUCCCAGAUGAUCUCCUUCCGGAUGAUAUUCUGAGGAACCUGACAGAGGAGCUUCCUCAACCCAGAGAGAUUCCUCGUAAGCUCAGCGAGUACACGCAGGAGGAGCGGGACGCUUUCCCCAGGCUCUGGACCCCAGCGUAGCUGAGGAUGGUCUGCUGACGGGAGAGAGAGGGCAGUAAAGAACUGAUGUUUAAUAAUCCAUCUGUGAAGCUGCACCUUUCUGGAUGGCUGCUUUGCUGGUCCCCACACUGCAGACAUCCAAUCAGAUUUAUGAGAGCUGAGUCACUGGCUCGGAGGCCGGCCAAUCAUACGCUGCCUGUGAGGUCACGGCGGAAAACUUUUUGCACACUAAUUUUUCAGUUGCUUAGCUACUUUUCUGAUAAUAGUGUGGACUGGCAGUUUAUUUAUUUAUGUAUUUUAAAUUACCACAGCCCAAUCCACACUGUUAAAGUUCAUCUUUAUUGACACCAGUAUUAUUCUGGAUAUCUAUUAUAAGGAAAUAUGAUUAAAACUUAAUUAUAUAUUCAUUACCAUUCAAAAGUUUGGGUUCCGUACAAUUAUUUACAAGAAAUUAAUUAUUUUAUUCAGCAAGGAUGCAUUGUAUUCUUCAGUACAGUGACAUUAAAGACAUUUAUGGUACAAAAGGUUUCUAGAACAAAUUUAGGGUUGUUCAUUUGAUUCGUCAAAGAAUCACCCAAUUGUGAAGUGGUGUUAUGUUUUCAAUAUUGAA
Messenger RNA from Carassius gibelio (silver crucian carp), 1219 nucleotides. Its product is annotated as 39S ribosomal protein L13, mitochondrial. The transcript is spliced from 7 exons. Gene Ontology annotation, biological process: translation; negative regulation of translation. The record is from RefSeq and is a predicted model, not a curated record. Gene Ontology annotation, molecular function: mRNA binding; structural constituent of ribosome. NCBI's taxonomy places the organism in Eukaryota, Metazoa, Chordata, Actinopteri, Cypriniformes, Cyprinidae. Gene Ontology annotation, cellular component: ribosome; mitochondrial large ribosomal subunit. Bases 109 to 630 code for a protein of 173 amino acids.